AUGAUGAUUUGGUUUGAGAAAACGAGAACUAUUCAAUCCGUAUGAAAUUAGAAGUUGACAUAUAGUUCGUUGAACGAUACAAAGCGACUGUUUGUAUUUAAGCAAUUUUUAUUUAUCUUAAUUGAGACUGAGAGACAUAAAAGGUAAAUUAGUCUUCAUAACUUCGUAAUUUUUGCAUGAUUUGUUAUUUAACUAUAGAUAGUUGCUAUAGUCAUUUUUCGAUUUAUCAUAAACAUAUCCGCCCUUUUAUUGAAGUCGCGAGUAAUUGAUCUAACAAGUGACUAGAACUUAAGAAGUGAGUAACGACUACGAAUUAAGAAUUAAGAGGAUUCUUAUUGGAAUUUUGGAAGCAUAAUAAUGGCAGACUUGGAAGAAAAAGUUAUAAUGACCCCAAAGAGUAAAACACCCACAUCUACUACAUUGAUAGUUGAAAGGAAGGUAAUAGAAGCAGAGCCUAGUGAUAAAAUACAUGUAGCUGGAGGUGAUCACACUGGUAUCAUAAUAAAUAAGGAAAAAGUAUAUGAAAAUGGUGUAACAGAACCAUGCCAUGCCCAGCUAGAAUUCUGUGUUUAUUUGGUAUCUGCUGUAACUGGUAGUCAUACACGAGAAGCAAGAGCACUCCGGUUUUGGUUCAAACCUGAAGUUACUCAAAAUGAAUGUCCCCAUGAGGCACAAGCUUUCUUCCGUGAAUUAGUUAGCCCUCAAGACUUUCCUAAAGAUUAUGUUGGUUUUAUAAAGAAGAUAAUAAAGCUUAUGCAAAAUAAAUAUCACCAACUAAAACUUUUAGAAGUUGAACUAAGACAAGAAGGAAGUGGUCCACCGCCUCCAGAAGCAAAUGGCGAUAUUACGAGUAAGGCAAUUAUAUACAAGUAUUAUAAUGGUUCUUUCAUCGAAGACACAGUAAACCAAACCUUUAUAUCUGAGCAAAAGGUACUAGAUAUGAUCGAAAAUGCCUAUCCUAAUCCUCUCUCUGUUGAAGACUUUGUGACUGCUGGAAAAUGGUCGAAGACUGAAGUAAAAGAUGCUCUAGAGUCAUUGGAAGAAAAAGGUUUAACCCGUUUAAUGUCCGACGGCGUGUAUGUACGUCAGCACAGUAUCGACACACAAGUGGUGAAACAAAUGCCUACAUUAUGCUCGUCGCGACAGCCGACCAUAGCCGUUGUGACGGCUCUGUACUGCGAGAAACAAGCCGUCGAUGCCAUGAUGGACAAUCAAGAGACGUAUGUCCGAUACACUACUGUCGGCGAAUCAAAUGUCUAUACAUUGGGUACUAUUGGCAGUCAUCGAGUUGUCACCACUAAGUUGCCAUCAGUUGGAAGAACUAGAGAAGCAAUGACAGCAGCCGGAAACACCACAACCAGACUUCUUGGAAUUUUCCAGAAGGUGGAUUACGUGUUUUUGGUAGGCGUAGGCGGAGGGGUUCCACACUAUACGGACUACUCGAAGCAUGUGAGGCUCGGCGAUGUUGUUGUUUCGACGCCCGCUUCAGAUUUGCCAGAUAAGUACGUGUAUAUAUUCUGCGAAAAAGCGGAACGCAAUGACAAAGGUGGAUUUGACUACGAGGUGAAACCCUACAAGCCAGCGGACUACCUCUUGCAGGACAUCGCUUUACGACUCGCAACUACAUCUGCUUCAUGGAACACUUAUGUUAACGAAGGAUUAAAUCGUCUCCGGGGCGUUCCGGGAAGAUGGGAGCCCCCGGAACAAGCUACGGAUCGCUUGUGCGUGGAUGUCGGUGGAGGAGCUUUCAUAGAAGUGUCUCAUCCGGCGCCGCAAGGUGAAACUAUCCGCAGCGCGCGCGUGCACUGCGCGCCGGUGGCGGGCGGGCGCGCCGUGGCGAGCGCGGGCGAGGCGCGCGCCGCCUUCGCUGCGCAUGCGCGCGCACUCGCAUACGACUGCGAGCUGGACGCCGUGCUCGACAGCGUAGUCGGCAACUGCAAGGACUGCUUCAUAUCUAUCAGGGGUAUCUCCGACUAUCGCGACGGCACCCGCGGCAAGGAUUGGCAGCCGCACGCCGCCCUGACCGCGGCCGCCGUCAUGAAGGCGAUCAUUACCGCCAUGGCGCCUCCCACAGAGUAAACACGGACACGGUAACGAAUCAUAAUAAUUGUGGGCCUCAAAUACUUUAUAGAAGUAAAACAAUUAUUUAUUAACUUAUUGGUCUUUUGGACCGUUUCGAUAUGCGGCCUAAUACGUAUAUAUAACACAUCAUACUAAAUUAUAUUUUGUCGAUGCUUCAAUCGCUUUAAAAAUUGAAAUUACAACUGACGAUGAGUACAGUCAAUAAACAAUCUAAGACGCACAGAGAUUUUAAUAUUUAAAAAAAAAAUCAAAAACAUUCAUAGAGUACUGCAUUUCGAAUCUUUACAGAAUUUAACUGAUCGACGUCUUUGUUAUUAACACUUCAUAUAGAAUUAGAAGAAACAUAUAUUUGUAGUUAAAAUUAGACGAGAUUACAGGUCCACUUGCCUUACUUAACUUGUUAGAAUUCUAGUAUAUAGAACUUUUUUAUUUAUAUACUAUUAAACAGUAGUUAUACAUCCGAUUUUUAAUGUUACAACUUUAUUAACGUUACAUCGUAAUACACAAUAGAAUUCCUCACAUUAUCUAUUUAAAAUAUCUUCAAAUAAGUUAUCAGUUCUUCUAAUGUUGAAAAAUGUAUCUACGUUAAGUUUUUAUAGGCCUUCCAUAAAUAAUAAUGAAUUUUCUAAGCGAGAGUAGUAUUUCUGUUUUUUAACUACUCUUGAAUAUUUGACACUGUUGAUUAUGAUUUCACUUUUUCCAUUUUACAAUUAUAUACUGCCAUGUGUCUUCUUAUAUUAAUAAGGUUUUCGUGUCACGUUCAUAGGGUAAAAAGUGUAACCAGUAGAUUAAGAGGGAACAAUAAUUAUAGCGAGUUAUUAUUGAGAAAAGUCCCUUUAAUAUAUACAAUAUUAAAAUGACGUGCUAAUGCAGUUCACAAAGUUACCAAAGUUUAAAAAGUCACCUAAUUCAUUAUUUAUUGUUUGGACAAAUUAAAAGUUAAAUGAAAACUUUUUUACUAUUUUAUUGCCAGAACAUAGAUUAUAGAAAAAAUAUAGACUAACUUAAACUAUUCCUCUGCCAUAAAUGGCCUAUUUAUGUAGGAAAAUAUUUAUAUUCAGAAAUUGAAAUGUUUUACAAUUUGUUGUGAAAACCAAAGGUUUUACUUUCGGCUGUUUUACACAGGACUAGUCGCCUGGUAUGUUACAUUUAUUUACACAUAAUAUUAAACUUAGAUAUACCUUAUACACAGUAUAUUUAUAAAACUAUUUGAUAUAUAUAUGAACGUUGAAUUUGAAUGUUUUAAUCAUUCAUUAAAAUUUGUUACCCCUUGUGAGCAAUGUUGUGAUUAACAUUCGUUUCAUUACAACUUGUACAAAAUUAUUUCCCUCAUUUUAAUGGGUGUGUUUUGAAUCUGGUAACAUUAGUAGCAACGAUUAUCAAUUUGAUUUGAAAAAAAAAAAUACCGUUUAUUAAUAGUAAUAGUCAGCCGAAAAUAAGCGCUACGUUAUUUUAUUUUGUACAAUUUUUAAUGAAAUGAACGGACCAUUAUAAUGUAGUUAUAGCAUUUUCAAUAGUCUCAAGUAGACAUAUUAGAUUAGACAUUAAUCAUUAUUCAUUACACAUAUAAUUACUAAACUUUGACAUUUAAUCAUUGACCAUUCAAUAUUUUUUUAUAUCAACUCAUAUUUUAUACGCAUUCAUUUAAUAUUAGGAUGACAUUUGAAAUUUGUUACUUUGUAUUGUGAUUCCAAUGUUAUAGUGAGAUAUUCGUUUUGUAUUCAAUCAGUAAGUUAUUUAAAAUAUUAAUUUAAUUAUAAUUGAUUACUGUUGUAUUAUUUACUGUAUAUUUGAGUGUCUUUUUCGUGUUACUCUUUUCUAUUUUGUAAUCGCACAAAUAAAUUAUUAGUAAAA
Messenger RNA from Vanessa tameamea, 3936 nucleotides. RefSeq lists its product as uncharacterized. Gene Ontology annotation, biological process: nucleoside metabolic process. Lineage: Eukaryota; Metazoa; Arthropoda; Insecta; Lepidoptera; Nymphalidae. The transcript has 14 exons. Gene Ontology annotation, molecular function: catalytic activity. The record is from RefSeq and is a predicted model, not a curated record. Bases 358 to 2079 code for a protein of 573 amino acids.